Messenger RNA from Ctenocephalides felis (cat flea), 2963 nucleotides. Its product is annotated as solute carrier family 22 member 13-like. The transcript is spliced from 9 exons. Lineage: Eukaryota; Metazoa; Arthropoda; Insecta; Siphonaptera; Pulicidae. Gene Ontology annotation, molecular function: transmembrane transporter activity. The coding region runs from base 443 to 2797 and encodes 784 amino acids. The record is from RefSeq and is a predicted model, not a curated record. Gene Ontology annotation, cellular component: membrane. Gene Ontology annotation, biological process: transmembrane transport.
CGCGCAUAUCGAAACAAUUGCAUAUGGAAAACACACUAACAUGACACCUGUAAAGCAAUCGAUUAUAAUCGAUGAUCGAAUUCAUUUUUCCUAUCAAUCCGGGUAAACUAGUGAAUUAAAAAAAAAUAGGUGCUGAUGAGACACAUCGUGGAUACAAUCUAUGAUUUGAGUGAACACUUUAUAGAAAUUUGUAUUAUAGUAUUAUAUUGCAUUCUACCAAUUGUGAUAUAUACAAGACAUUUCAUUAGCACGUAUAAGAUUUUAGUGAAUUAUAUAGAACAGUGAGCAAAGACCCCUGGUAUAAUUAGUACAUUUUGUGAUUUAUAUAAAAUUAUUAUUUAAAGUUAAUCUUUAAGUGUAUCUAGUCCCUGCUACCAUUUUGUGAUAAAACCAACAAAUCCCAAGCCAUUUAAAUAAAUCCAUUACCCCAAGUGCCAAAAAAAUGCCGCCCUACGGUUCCAAUUCCUUACCACCGGUCAAUACCAGCACAGAAGACACAGAAACCGGUGCCUGUGGUGCCCUGAGUUUACCCCCAAUAGGAAAAACCGGUUACAUCAAUGAAGCCUUCGAAAAAGGCGUCGGCGAUUUUCCAGGAAAGUUGCCCAAGGUUUCCCCGCUGAAUGACGAUGAAAAAUCCAAAGACGAUGGGAAGCUUCUGGAUUUCGAUGAUGUAUUGCCGCACAUUGGAGAAUUUGGGGUAUAUCAAAAAGUUCUGUUCUUGCUGAUGAUACCUUAUGCGUUUUUUGUGGCGUUUGUGUAUUUUACGCAGAUUUUUAUAACCGUGGCUCCGGAAGAACAUUGGUGCUAUGUUCCGGAGUUGGCGCAUUUGACUGCUGAAGAGAGGUUAAAUUUGGCCAUACCCCGUGCUGCACCGGGCGAAGGCGAUAAAGCCUUCACGUACUCACAAUGUGUCCGGUAUGAUGUCAAUUUUACAGAACUUUUGGAAAAUGGAACCCUAGACUUGGUUCCGAAUCCAAACUGGCCUGUAAGGCCUUGUGACCAAGGAUGGGAGUUCGAUUUUUCGGAAAUACCUUAUGCUUCAAUAACGGCUGAGAUGGAAUGGGUUUGCCAAAAUGCGGCCCUACCCUCUUUUGCCCAAGCCAUUUUUUUCUGUGGUGCCAUAGUUGGGGGUCUAUUAUUCGGAUGGGUUGCCGAUAGAUAUGGACGAAUUCCGGCCCUGACCGGAACCAAUGUUGUUGGAUUUUUGGCAGGAAUGGGCACUGCCUUUGUGACCAAUUUUUGGCAAUUUUGUUUGUGCCGAUUCCUCAUUGGAAUGGCAUUCGAUAAUUGUUUCACUAUGAUGUACAUACUUGUACUCGAAUACGUUGGGCCAAAAUGGAGGACAUUCGUGGCAAAUAUGUCAAUAGCAAUAUUUUUCACGAUUGCCACAUGUAUGCUACCCUGGAUUGCCUAUUAUUUAGCCGACUGGAGGAUGCUUUGUAUCGUCACUUCAGCACCCCUGGCUAUUGCCAUAUUUACGCCAUUUGUACUACCAGAAUCUGCCAGAUGGUUGGUUUCUCAAGGCAGAGUCACAAAAGCACUCGGAAUUAUGCAGAAAUUUGAAAAAAUCAAUGGCAAAAAAGUGGACCCACAAAUUUAUAAAGAUUUCAGCGAUAGUUGUACCAAACUUCAAGCAGAAGAGGAUGCUGAUAAAAACUACUCAGUCCUCGACUUGUUCCGAAGCCCUCAUCUUCGAAAGAUGACAAUUUUGCUUAUUCUAAUCUGGAUGGCGAUAUCUUUAGUCUUUGAUGGACACGUAAGAAACGUUGGAUCUUUAGGACUGGACUUGUUCCUUACAUUUACUGUGGCAUCAGCAACUGAAUUUCCAGCUGAUACUUUCCUGACUCUGGUUUUGGACCGAUGGGGAAGAAGAUGGUUAUCAUUUUUCACAAUGGUUUUUAGUGGAUUGUUCAGUUUGGCAGCAGCAGCUGUACCUUCAGGUGUUUAUUCUGCAAGUUUGGCAAUAAUAGGAAGAUUUUGUGUGAAUGUCUCCUACAACAUUGGUUUACAAUAUGCCGCAGAAUUAUUGCCCACAGUUGUCCGCGCUCAAGGAGUUGCCUUCAUCCACAUCAUGGGUUACGUUGCCAGUAUAGUUGCACCAUUUGUUGUAUACUUGGCUACAAUUUCGCAAACCUUGCCUCUGAUUAUUCUGGGAAUUUUGGGAAUUAUUGGAGGAGCACUAUGUCUAUUCCUGCCAGAGACUUUAGGUGAAGAGUUGCCUCAAACGCUGAACGAUGGAGAAAACUUUGGAAAAGAUCAGCAAUUUUGGGAGUUUCCAUGUAUUGGAAAGAAAGAUAUUGCUGAAGACGUAGAAGGACCUCCUAUACCAUUCAAGCGUUCUGACUUCUCAUCUCUUCACCAUACCGGCGCGUCCUUGAGGGCGUCAACACGUGGAGAACUCAGCUCCAAUUUGCUACACAGAUCAUCUGUCCGAUCUGGAAAGUCUAUAAAAUCUACCCAAUCGGCUAUAUCUGACGAUUCAGGCCACGACAGUUCAAAUCCACAGAGCCAAAUUGGAUUCACCAGAGGCGGCCGAGCAUCACUUAGGGCUUCUACCAAAGGCGAAAUGCGUUCAAGUCUUCUACAAAGAAGCACUUCAAUCAGAAAGUCGAUGAAAUCUGAGGACAAAUGCACUGAUCAUCCAAUCAGUUAUCAUAGUCACAACAUUCCCCAUACGAUAUCGCCUUUGGCAAAUGAUACACAUGCACCUACAAGCACCAUUGUUAAACCUUCAGGGUUAGUGUCAGAUAAACAUAUUGAAAGUGGUGCCAAAACGAUAAGCGACUUAGUAAAAUAAAUUAGAACAAAUUAAUUUUGAUACAAUUUGUAGUGUGAUAUUUAGGUUAGUUUAGAUUUUUUAUUACUUCUGACCACCGCGGUAUAAUUAAAAAUAAAAUUAUUAUAUACUAUAAUAUAUACUAAAAAACGAAAAAAUAUGUAUGUCUUUAGAUCGUAGUAUUUAU